Molecule: messenger RNA, 2403 nt
Organism: Heterostelium album PN500
Lineage: Eukaryota; Evosea; Eumycetozoa; Acytosteliales; Acytosteliaceae
Gene: mps1
Product: TTK family protein kinase
Exons: 3
Coding region: 1-2403 (800 amino acids)
Biological process (GO): mitotic spindle assembly checkpoint signaling; chromosome segregation; protein localization to kinetochore
Cellular component (GO): kinetochore; spindle; nucleus
Molecular function (GO): ATP binding; protein serine/threonine kinase activity; protein serine/threonine/tyrosine kinase activity
Source: RefSeq, a predicted model, not a curated record
AUGCAACAUCAAAAACAAUCAAAUUCAACGAGUGGAGUAGAUACUCUGAAGACACCGAUGAUAAAAAUGCCGAAACAAGAGACUACACUUUCACCGAUUACUAUGGCGAUGCGAGAAGGUGACGCAACACAACAGAACACAACAGAUCCAUCAUGGUGGGCACCAAUAUUUCUACAUGAACUCGAUGCGUUCAAUACCAAGAAUCCAGAUACUCAAAAACCAAAUCCAGACGAUGUCGCCAGACUGCUCUACAUCUUCCAGCGCUCCCACCAAAUGAUAAAUCACAAAGAACAUGAAAAUAAUCCGGAUUUAGAAAAUAUCUAUUCUGCAUAUGCCGGAUUUCAAUUGCGUAUCAAUGAGAUUGAAGAUGCUAGAGAAAUAUUGAAAUUUAUGAAAGUUCAUCAUAUUGGAUUGAAAAGAGCGGAUUUCUAUACAAAGUUGGCUUACAUCGAGAUGCUGAAUAAACAUUUCGAAAAGUCACGUGCAAAAAUCCAAGAGGGUAUCGAUAAGGAUGCACAACCCUUGAGCGAUUUACAUGCUUUUUUUACACACAUUGACAAGGCCGAGGAGAAACACUUGAACAAACAACAACUACGCCAAAGUGGUGCUAUGACUUCACCCAUUUCACCGGUUGUGUCCGACCAUACUACACCCACUCCAUCGCCUGGCACCGUCGAUACAGCAACAACACCAACCUCCUCACCACCCAUUUCAGCAUCCUCUCUCCACAACAAUAUUAAUAACAACUCCAAUAUGAAUAUUAAUAUUAACAGAGUGAGUGGAUCAGUUACACUUCCCGAAUCAACAAAUGUUCCAGAUUUAAUAAAUCAACAACAACAACAUAAUAACCAUCAACAACAACAACAACAACAGCACUAUGAGAAUGUCAACAAAGCACGUCUCUCAACUUCAAGUAUCACUGCCAAUAGUAUCAGCUCUGGAAAGUCGUUCUCCAGAACCUUCAGACCAUUGGGACUGGCAUCGAGAUCACAGCCAAUACGAGUUAAAGUCAGUGGAAAUGGCGAAGACGAGGAAACCAUUGAGGAGAAAGAAAAGAUCGAUCACGAGCCAUUGAAUACCGAUGAUCAGAUGAGUGAUGACUCUACACCAUCUAACCCGCUUUCGCCAUCGAAUGUUACAGAUCCACUCAACGAUUUGAAUAUUUCCAAUGAAAGUGAGCAAAUGGAUGCUGAGUCAUCUCCAUCCAACUCACCACAAUCAAACUAUCAACAACAACAACAACAACAGCAGCCAGCACAACCAACAUUUAAACCGCAACCAAUAAGACAUCCAAUACACUCGAUACCAAAGAUCCAACAGAUUCCCAAACGUAACAUUGCUCCUAAACCAACAGCACCAACACCCACUCCAACCACACCAACUCAUAAUGUAACAGCUAUACACCAACCUAUGAAUCAACAACCUAACAACAACCAUCAAAACAAUAACAAACAGAAUCACAAUAACAAUCAUCACAAUCAAAACAACAAUAGUAAUAUUGAUAAUGAGGUCAUAGAUCCAUCACGUACUUUUGAAAUAGCAAAGAGUUGGAGUGAAACCACCAUAGUCAAUGGCAAAUCAUAUUUAAAGAUUGAAUUUAUAGGUAAAGGUGGAAGUGGUAAAGUAUACAAGGUUUUAAGUCAGGAUUUAAAGAUUUAUGCUUUGAAAUAUGUUUGUUUAAAGUCAGGAGAUAAUGAUAUAGAAUCACAACUGAAUGAAAUAGAAAUGUUAAAGAAACUUAAUAGAUUCGAUAAUAUUAUAAAAUUGAUAGAUAACGAGGUGGAUUUGAAUCAAGGACAUAUUCUUUUGGUUUUGGAACUGGGCGAUAUUGAUCUGGCGAGGUUGUUACACCGUCACCAGCUUACCUCCAAUGUCAAGGGUAUCAACGAGAAUCUACUGAGGAUCUACUGGCAGCAGAUGCUACACUCUGUACACACGAUUCACGAAGAGCGUAUUAUCCACGGUGAUCUGAAGCCUGCCAACUUUGUAUCGGUGCAGGGCAAUCUCAAGCUGAUCGACUUUGGCAUUGCCAAAGCGAUUCAAAAUGACACCACCAAUAUCGUUCGUGACUCACACGUCGGAACACUCAACUAUAUUUCACCGGAGGCGCUGAUCGACACUGGUGGCAACGAUAACUCACCAAAGAUGAAGCUGGGACGUGCCAGUGAUAUCUGGUCGCUUGGCUGCAUCCUCUACGAAAUGACCUAUGGCUACUCGCCGUUCAAACAAUUCACCAACCUCCUCACCAAAUACCAAGCCAUUGUAAAUCCCAAACACCAAAUCACCUAUCCACCACACCGCAAUGCCGCUCUCUUGGAUGUUUUAAAACGAUGUCUUCAGAGAGAUCCACUUGCAAGACCAACCAUACCCAAACUUUUAGAGCAUCCAUUUUUAAAUAGUUGA